AGUAACAAAGAAAACAUCUCACCAGAUAAACAAAUAAAGUAAAUAAAUGAAAGACAAAUACUCACCAGCCAAAAUCGCAGCAAGUGCGAACAAUAUUCUCUUCAUCUUAAACUUUAAUCCGUCUGUGCGCACUAAUUAAAAGAAAAUAAAAAUCAAAAUUAGUAAAUACAAUAAUAAUAAAUUAAUUUUAGAAUUAAGACGUAAUUCGUGCAAUACAAACAUUGUUUGGCUUCUGUUGUAUACAAUGACUUCGAUGACGUUUAUAUAUAUAUUUAUAUAUAUAUAUAUAUAUAUAUAUAUAUAUAUAUAUAGUAUGUUCCACAAAAAUUUAACGGUAAUAAAUAAAUGAAUACUUAUUUAAAUAUUUUUGAGUAUUAUCUCUCGUGUCGUGAUUGUAAAUGCUCUUCUACAGUGACUGGCAGUCGUCAAGAGACUUUUACGUUUGUAAUUGUAUAGUUUGUUCAUACUCACACGUACGAAGAAAUUUACACUGUCAUGUGCAUAUAAAUACCUCGUAUUCAAGUGUAUUCGUUGCUCAUGCAUUCAUCAACACAUUUACAAUCUUAAAUACGUACGUGUGUAAGUACAUUAAAUGACAGCUGGUGAUUACUAACCAAUCGGAAGUUAUCCAACGACUACUAGACUGUGCUGAGCAAAUCAUCACUCACUCGUUAAUCACAGAGUUGAAUAUUCAAGAGUAAACGAUGGCUCCGAGAACACACAAAAGAAAUCCUUAUCCAGUGCCAGAUAUCUCGAGUGAAGGUUUUUGGGUCGCUCGUGGGCCAGCUUUGGGGAAAAAUGUCUCUGCGAAUGACAGAACCUGGCCGACUAAAGUUGAUGUUGCUGAACGGCUCUUUUCUCAUCAUACUCUCAAUAGUAUUCGACGGGAUCAAAGAAUUAUUCGACCAAAUGAACCAUGUGAUGCAUUAGAUUACGCGUUGUCAUCAAUAUACAUUCACAAUGAAGACUUCAUGGUACCAAAAAUGUACGUGUUCAUGCAGCCCGAAACAUUGAAUCUUCAAUCGUGGCGUCAGUUGCGUAAUGAACUCACUCCAUCCUCGAUGGAACCAACAAAAGCGAGACCAAUAAAGUCAAAAGAAGCGCCGAAGUCAAUGAGGAUGAAUGUUGCGACGGCUACAGCGAUGCCAGUGCCAAAAAUAACAGUAAAUACCCGAUCUAAUAGACGAAUACAGAGCAAAAUAAAUUCACGAGCCGUCUCGCCAAGCGAUAAGUACCAUUCCGCCCCGAGUGGGAAGAAAUCCCAAGCAGCAUUUUCCAAUAAAAAAUCCAUGGCUGUUGAAUCUAAGGAAUAUUCACAGUCGUCAGAUGAUAUUCUCGAUAAAAACCAGAGACGUGUCACUUAUGCCGCGCAAAUGCGAGCAAUCGAGAGGAUUCAUCCGAGCAGUCUCAAGCUGGCGAUCGAGGGUCCUCACACGGAUUUAACAAAUCCUGGCUACAGUCGUAAAGCCGAUGGAACAUUUUACAGCAUAUAAGAAUCUGGUUAAAACCUAAAAUUAUUAAUCGUUCUAUUUUUAUUUUUUUAGUAAUU
Molecule: messenger RNA, 1549 nt
Organism: Cotesia glomerata
Lineage: Eukaryota; Metazoa; Arthropoda; Insecta; Hymenoptera; Braconidae
Exons: 4
Coding region: 705-1493 (262 amino acids)
Source: RefSeq, a predicted model, not a curated record